Messenger RNA from Xenopus laevis (African clawed frog), 1571 nucleotides. RefSeq names its product cyclin-O protein B-like. The record is from RefSeq and is a predicted model, not a curated record. Bases 411 to 1571 code for a protein of 386 amino acids. NCBI's taxonomy places the organism in Eukaryota, Metazoa, Chordata, Amphibia, Anura, Pipidae. The transcript is spliced from 3 exons.
UGUUUAGGGUAAAAUGGACAGAUCGCUACCUUCCUCUGUAUUUUAUAAGAAAUAUUAAAUGUUAAAUGCAUUAUCCUGAAGCUAAUCAGUCAAUUUGUUCUCUUCCCAUACAGAUUGCUACAGUGCUAUUUUUUUCGGCAAAUAACCAACGCUUUUUGGACUGUGUUUUUUCCUGGCUUCUCCUUAGUUCAGAUUUUAACAUUCUUUUCUGAACAUAUAAGGAGAGCCAGUAUCUAAGGAGGGAGACCCUCUGGGGUACCCCGGCCUUGUGCCGGCCCCUCUAUUUGAGCCAAAACAUCUCAGGCUUUUUUCUUUUGCUUCUUUUUUUUUUUUAACAUCUGGCACCAUUUUUUUAACAUCUGGCAUCUGAAGAACGACAUCAUCUUCUUUUAAGAGAGACAUCGACAAAGAUGGGUUUUUCAAACCCAAAAAAGCGCAAGAGAGAGGCGAGGAGUCGUGGAAGCGCCAAAAAGAUCAGAGAUGAGCGCGUGGCCUGCCAACCUGCAGCGAAGAAGCCGGUUCCUGUACAAGACCAAUGGAACACCCUCAGGAACAUCAACAAAGAACAGCACAUCUUCGAGGACUACGGGGAAGAGAGCUACCUGUUCUAUAAAGCCCUAGAAGAGAAAUUCUUAACAUCGGGUAUUCUCACAAAGCAGACCACCAUUGAGGAAAGUUAUUGGCAGGAAGUCACCACCAUUUUAAUUAAAGUGCACAGACACUUUUCGCUGGACUUCUCCACCUUGUGCCUUGCUGUAAAAUACAUGGCAAGGUACAUCUCCGGAAGGCAACUGAGACCUGGGAUCCUGAAACCAGUGGGGGCCACUAGUUUAUAUUUGGCCAUUAAGAUCAUGGAAGACAAUCCACCCAAUGCAGAAGAGUUUGCUGCGUUUUUUGGUGAAACUCAUUACUCACCAAGUUUCCUGGCAUAUAUUGAAAAUAUGAUUCUGUACCGACUGGAGUGUCGCCUGCACCAACCAACCAUAGACUUUUUUCUAGAGCACUUCACCUUAAUGAGUGUAUCCCCGGAGAUGUUUUUUUAUGACAACAUCACUAGAGUAGCCAAUGCUCUUACAGCUGCCAGGGGCAUUGCAGCACUGACCAUGAUGAAGUAUGAAUUUCAUACUUAUUUACCAUCUUUAAUGGCUCAGUGCUGCCUUAACGCUGCUGAACACAUCCUUGGAUACAACUUAAUAGUGGAGUUGCCCAGCGACUAUCCAAGUCACAUAGUGCAGAAAUGCCUCAGAAAAACGUUACUCCUGGCAUCAGCCAACAAGGACUUUUUACACCAACUUAUGCCAGGAGUCUUUCCUGAGGUAUUUCCGAAGUUUACUUCAACAGGAGCCAAGGAGCCAGCCAGGAAGCCCAGCAAAACAUCUGCAAAAAAGCCACAAAAAGAGUCAGGAGCCAAGGAGCCAGCCAGGAUGCCAGGCAAAACAUCGGCUAAAAGGCCAAAUAAAGAGACAGGAGCCAAGGAGCCAGCCAGUCAGCCAAACAAACCGGCAAAAAGACCAAAGAUAGAGGCUUCUGCAAAUGAUAACAAAGCUUCACCAGCGGUGCUCCUCCCUUAA